Messenger RNA from Emiliania huxleyi CCMP1516, 1221 nucleotides. RefSeq lists its product as hypothetical. The transcript is spliced from 6 exons. Bases 37 to 1044 code for a protein of 335 amino acids. The record is from RefSeq and is a predicted model, not a curated record. Lineage: Eukaryota; Haptophyta; Isochrysidales; Noelaerhabdaceae.
CCGCCACCGCCACCGCUGACUGGGAGACGGACUAGCAUGCUCCUCCUCCCGACGAUCGUGGCCGCAGCCUUGUCGCCGGGCGUUCCCGGCGCGCGCCGCGGCGCCGUCCAUAGCGCCGUGUCACGCCUCGCCAUGCAGCAGCAGACCUCGUCGCCGAAGGGCGUCGUGAUCACCGGCGGCGCUGGCGGCGUCGGCUACGCCUACGCGGACGAGUUCCUGGCGCGCGGGCACUGGGUGGUGAUCUGCGACGUCAAGGACCCGGAGCCGGCCGUGAUGGCGCUGCGGCAGAAGCACGGCGGCGGCCUCGGCCGCAUCUACGGCUGCACCACCGACGUCUCGUCUGCCGAGUCUGUGGGCGCUCUCGCGCAGUUCGCAAAGGAGCAGAUCGGGACGGUACACUACUGGAUCAACAACGCGGGCAUCAACGGCGGUCGCCGUCCCUUCACCUCCCUCUCCACCCAGACCGUCGAGGCAGUCGUCAAGGUCAACCUGAUCGGUGUGCUCCUCUGCACCCUCGAGGCCAUCAAGCUCAUGCGAACGCAGCGCGGCGUCGAGUCGCACGUGUUCAACACCGUCGGCUCCGGCGUCAAGGGCGGCGGCACUCCUGGCUACGCCUGCUACGGCGCGACGAAGCGCGGGCUGCCGCAGCUGACCGACUCUCUCGUCAAGGAGCUCGAAGACGGGGUGGAGGGGUACGAGCCCGACGAGGCGGCGCGCGGCGCAAAGGUGAACGUGCACACGCUCUCGCCGGGGAUGGUCUUCACGGACUUGCUGCUCAACGACUCGACGCCCAAGCUGCGCAAGUUCCCGUUCGGCGUGCUCGCUGCCCAGCCCCCCGAGGUGGCGCAGGACCUGGUGCCAAAGAUACUCGCGACGAGCGGCAACGGCCAAAAGGUCGAGUUCCUCACCACGGACCGCAUCCUGACCAAGUUUUUCGAGCGGUUCGUGCAGGGCAAAAAGUCCGAGUACAUUGAUGACAACGGCAAUGUCAUCAAGGUACCGGGCGCCCAGUACCUCGACAACGGCGUGCGCGUCCAGUAUUAGCGGAGGUAGGAGCUAGGAGUUGCGCGAGAAAGCGCAGAUCAGAGCUGGACACCUGUGUACGGUGCACGGAGCUUCAGCCCCUGUAGCGACCUAGCGAAUCGCGGCGUGUCGCUGUGUAGAUGCGCAGUGACCUGCUCGCGAGUGAUUUUCCGUUCGAGGAAAACUCGCGCGCUCAAA